AUGGCGUCGAUGGUUGCCUCUGCGGGACUGACUGCUGCCGGACUGCUGCUCCUCGCCCUUACCCUCAUCGCCGUGGUUCAGACGAUGAAGGCAACGUAUGGGGAUGGCACGGUGAGCAGGAUGAGGUACCGUAGGUCCCUUGCGACAUCUUCUGGAUCAAUAGGAGGAGGCGGAACUGUAGGAUCAACGUCAAUGGUCAAAGGAAGCGUGGCGUGUUUGGCGUUGGGCUGUGCCCCUGACGGCCACUGUGAGGUGGACCAGAAUGGAGAGCUUGCCUGCAUGUGGGACUCGCCAUGUGGCACCUGCCCCACUGGAGCCACCUGCGAGACCACACCGGCCAAGAAUGACAGCUUGGUGCUGGCGCCUUACUGCCUGUGCCCUGAAGGCUACGGGAUGACUGACACCGAAUGUGUUGAGGGUGUCGAUUCCACAGUCUCCUCCACCAGCUUCACGCUCAUCGCGAAUCGAACCGCCAAGGACAACGCAUCCAAGCCCUACACCCUGCGCUGGAACCUGGAUGGGUGUACGCAGUACCCUGAAGAAGUGGCUGGAAAGUACACAACAAUCUAUACCGUGUGGAACACCACCAACACUCCGGCGUGCCGGGAUGCCACUCUGUACAGCACGGACAACUGUGAAGGCACAACUAUUCCUACCGCUUACUGGGAAUUUUUGCCUAGACCUUUUUCUGCAUUUGCUGCGCUGGAUAUGGACACACCUGGACCAAUCCGCUCUGUGAUGUGCUCUCCGCCUCACGUCUAA
Molecule: messenger RNA, 762 nt
Organism: Closterium sp. Yama58-4
Lineage: Eukaryota; Viridiplantae; Streptophyta; Zygnematophyceae; Desmidiales; Closteriaceae
Source: the annotation of a GenBank genome assembly